Messenger RNA from Etheostoma spectabile (orangethroat darter), 2963 nucleotides. Its product is annotated as nocturnin. Gene Ontology annotation, molecular function: poly(A)-specific ribonuclease activity. The transcript has 6 exons. Gene Ontology annotation, biological process: circadian rhythm. Lineage: Eukaryota; Metazoa; Chordata; Actinopteri; Perciformes; Percidae. Bases 538 to 1689 code for a protein of 383 amino acids. The record is from RefSeq and is a predicted model, not a curated record.
CUCAAGAGCAGCACUUAAGUCAAUAUUACUUUCCACCAGUGACAGCAGCUAACGGUUUUACUUGAAAUCUUCUAAUCUGGCAACACCGGGCUCGAGCUCCCUGCUACUGCCACCUAUAGCAGGGCGAUAGCUAUCAUUCAUACUGAGUGAGUCUACAUUUGGUUUGGAACCCAUACGCACAUCUAUGGACGCUGAGGUUGUCCCCAAAUGUCUUUACGGGUGUCACUACAUAACGUAUUACAGGUUGUCUGAAGCGUGACUCUCUGUCCCUGCGUGGCUCUGACCAGCAGGUGGCAGAGCAGACCGGCCUUCUCUCCAAUGUGACCCUGCUCUGCAGCUCCACGGUCAAACAACCAGCCACUUCCCACUGAACAAAAACACACAGACGCAUGCACACGGAGGUACAUUUCCACUGUCUGUGUCACACACUACAGGGCCACUUAAAGACAGAGAAAGAUAUCUGAAAAACAAGGCAGCAGCUGCACAGGUGGAGCUGGAGGGAAAUCAGCAGCUAAUUCAACUAAAGAAGUGUGUCCGAUGGGUGGAGGCGCCACCCGGCUGUACAGCGCCCUGACUCAGACCCGCAGCAGCUCUCCUCUCCCCCUCCCCCUCCCCCUGUCCCAGCAGCCUGACAACACAAACCUGGAUCCAGCUUCCUGCCAGCAGCAGAAGGGGUCCCCUGCAUGUCCCCCCGAUCCAGCGGAGCUGCUUCGACAGUGUGAAGAGGCCCUGGGUGACCGACCACAUCGCCUCCACAGGAAGUUCACUCACCUCAACCAUGGAGACAGCGCCCCCAGCAGCCCCAUCAGGCUGAUGCAGUGGAACAUCCUGGCCCAAGCCCUGGGCGAGGGACUUGACAGUUUUGUCCAGUGUCCUCCGGAGGCCCUCAGCUGGUCCCGUAGGAAGUACCUCAUCCUAGAGGAGAUCCUCACCUACCGACCUCAUAUCCUGUGUCUGCAGGAAGUCGACCACUACUAUGACACCCUUCAGCCGGUUCUGGCAGGCCUGGGUUACAGCAGCAACUUCUGCCCUAAACCCUGGUCGCCGUGCCUGGACGUGGAGGGCAACAACGGCCCCGACGGCUGCGCGCUGUUCUUCGAUCAGUCGCGGUACGAGUUCCUGGACAGCGUGAGCAUACGCCUCUCUGCCAUAAGGAUUCCAACCAAUCAGGUUGCCGUGGUGACAAUGCUGCGUUGCCGGAGCACAGGGAGAUGCGUGUGCGUGGCCGUGACCCACCUGAAGGCUCGUUCUGGCUGGGAGUGGCUCCGCAGCGCCCAGGGCUCCGACCUGCUGCGACACGUCCAGAACGUGGUCCAGAAACAAGCCGCUGAUCCGGCGGGUGUCCCCAGCUCUGACAUUCCUCUGCUCAUAUGUGGAGAUUUCAACGCAAUCCCGACUGAGGAGGUGUACCGACGUUUCGCCGCGUCGCCUCUCGGUUUGGACUCUGCCUAUAAGAAACUCAGUCACAACGGUUUGACUGAGCCGGCGUACACGACAUGGAAAAUUCGGCCUACAGGGGAAUGCUGCUCCACUCUGGACUACAUCUGGUACAGUCAGCACACACUGAGAGUGGACGCCGUUUUGGACAUGCCCACUGAGGAACAGAUUGGGCCAAACAGGCUUCCGUCCUUCAGCUAUCCAUCUGACCAUCUCUCUCUGGUGUGUGACUUCAGCUUUAAGGAGACGUGAGAAGGAAACGAUGAACACACACACACAUACACGGGAAGGGAUGCAGUCGAGUUGGCUUCAGUCAACAGUAAGCCGCGCUGAUGGGACACCAUGCGGGAGUGACGGGGGUGGGGAGUGGACACAGGACAGAGAAACUAGAGUGGGACGUUGGUUACUGUGCGUGGAUUGAAAAGUCAGAUAAUUUAUGACGCUGAAUGGCAGUCUACCUCCCCACUGUGCGAGUGUUUCUGCACCAGGUUAAUCAUCUGCACACAAACUGAAAGUGCGCAGUGAAAAAUUAAUGUUUUAAUUAUUUAUAUAUAUAUAUAUAUAUAUAUAUAUUAUACACACAGACACACAUAAGUAAAUGUUGUAGGGAUCGACUGAUACAGGUUUGUCAAGGUCAAUACCGGAACAGAUAUGCAUUUACAGUGAAAAGGAAAAGCUUUACAUCCAAAUUAAGAUUUUGGAUUGUGUGGCCAGGUUGGCUCAGUGGUAGAGCAGGCGCACAUGUACUGAGAGGUUUAUUCCUCAAUGCAGUGGUCCAGGGUUGGAAUCCAACCUGUGACCAUUUCCUGCAUGUCUUCCCCCUUUCUCACCUAACUGGCCUGUCAAAUAUUAAAGGCAGAAAAGCCCCAAAAAAUAAUCUUAAAAGAUUUUGGACUGUUAUAUACUCCGACACAAAACUUUGUUUAGCUGCUUUACGCAAAUGAUUUAGAAACUUUCAACAUAAUACCCAGUAACAGAGAGUCAGACAGUGUUGGGGGGGGGGGGACAUGAAGUCCGACUCAGUGGUGAGAGAAACCGGAGCAGAGGGACAGACACAGAGCCAAACACUUUUUAACGAAAUAACUUUAUUGGUUAUCAGGCAGAUAAACAAUGACAGGUAAUCUCAUCCGAUCGGUCUAUCCCUAAAUGUUGUGCUUCACACUGCCAAUGUACUACAGAGGGACAGAGAAUAAAGUAUUUUACCUGUGCACGAGUUGUUUAUUUUUAACAACUGCAGCUUUGGCAGUAGAGUACAGUGUGGAUUUACUAUUUAGUCUCUGUGACCACGCGCUCGUUGCUUUGCUACGUAUGGGCUGCUGAGGGAAACGAAGGGGUCCUUGCUGAAUCAUCGAGUGGUUUCUAGCGAUCCAAAGUGUUCUGGUUUUACUUGUACAGGGUAUAGAAGUCAUUGUAAAUGUGUCUCUGGUGCUUACAGCGUUACUGCAGUGUGUCCAUGAAGAAACAAUGUCCCGGUGGAAUAAUCCCCAGAACUCCCUGUUAACAAAAGUAGUCCAGAUUAAAAACAA